GUCAAAGUAGGGUGCGUUGUAGAAAAAACGGUUGCUCUGAGAAAGUCCUCCCAAAAAAUCCAGUUUUCCCUGCAAUUUUCCCUACCAAUUUCCCUAAAAUUUGUUUCAAAGUGUAGUGAAAUCGUACAUUUCAUAGUAGGCAUUGGAAAAUUUUACUUUUCUCAGAGGGAAAGAAAAAGGACGUAAAAAUGUCUGAGAAUCCUGUGGAUCUCUCCAUCCUGGCAUUAUUUGAUGAUCUAACACGAUGCACAUCAGUUUUGACUGAUGGAGCGUCGGAUGAGGUAUUCCUGGCUUUCGUGCAAUCAUAUCAGGAUAUCAAGCGUGCCUAUUGCCAUGGCAAUGAGGAGAUUCGGCGCCUCCAGCAGGAACUCGAUGAGGCCCUCACGACAAUUUCAAAUUUGGAGACAAAGCUCAACAAUGCCCGCCGUCUGCACGACCUUGAAAAUCGUAUGAGGAAGAGGGCGGAGAAUGAACGAGAUGAUCUUGAGCGAAAGAUGCGCAUCUGCCGGGAUCUCCUGUGGAAGGAUGGGGAGGCACGUGACGAUGAAACUCGCAGCAAGCUGGCCUUCUUAAACUCUCCACGUCGCCGACGUUCCUUCUUCGGUGAGCACACAAUUGAUGAGGAGGAACCUGGACCACUGGGAUUUGGGAAUACAACGGGAUCCCUUCUAUCGGACAUGUCGGUGACCGUGUCCGAGGAGGACUUUCUCGAUAAUCACCGGGAGAAGGGGCAGAAGAGGACAAAGUCCGUGAGAUCAGAUGCCAGUACAUCACUUGGGAAACGCUUCCGACCCAGCUCAGACGCCAGGCGUCGUAGCUCUCAUCGUACCAUGGAAGUAGAUGCCACGGAUAAGAUUGUGGCCUCAACAAAGGUCACCGUGCCCCAGGGAGACGGACCCAUUGUGGCGGAGUCCGUAAUUGAGGCAAGGCCUCAAGAUGAGGAGCAUGAGGAGGAGCAGCAGCAGAGAUUUUUCACACCCAAGAAAGGGAAAUCUCCAUCGCGUCGCGUAAAGCCAAUGGCACCGAGUGCACCGCCAAUGGAGGAUCUGACAUCUCUGGAGGAGCCUGAAUUGGCCAAGGGAUCAGCUAGGAAGGAUCACGAGGAAGUUGUGUACGCCACAGUGCAUAAGCAGGCAACACCAACAAGUGUCCAUCGUCAGCAUCAUUUCACGCCUCGAACUCAUUUCGGUGGCGACGUAUGUGCCGGCUGUGGGAAGAAGAUUCGCUUUGGAACGUCCGCCAGUAAGUGCCGGGAUUGCCGUAUUGUCAUCCACACGGGCUGCACGUCAACAUUCUCCAUGUGCUGUGUGCCUCCUGUGGCAGGAGGACGCGAUGGGAAGGCAACAAUCCAGCACCGUACCCCCGCACAGGGUCCCAUGGUGCCACCCUUGAUUGUCUACUGCGUCAGUGAGAUUGAGGCACGCGGCUUAACGGAAGUUGGCAUUUAUCGCGUUUCCGGAUCGGAGAAGGAAGUCAAGGCGCUAAAGGAGAAAUUCCUGCGCGGCAAGGGUGUGCCACAGAUCAAUAAUGUGGACGUCCAUGUGCUCUGUGGCACCGUUAAGGAUUUCCUGCGCUCCCUUCCUGAGCCCCUAAUGCCACGUGCUCAGUGGAAUGACUUCUGCAACGCCAUCCAGAAUCCGUCACCAGAGAGGGCUCAGCGGGAGCUAUUUGAUGCCAUUGAGAACAUGCCACAGGCCAAUCGUGACACUCUGGCCUUCCUCAUUCAGCACUUCCAGCGCAUUGCCCAAGUGCCACAGGUGAAGAUGCCCAUUGGGAAUAUUGCCAAAAUCUUUGCCCCCACAAUUGUCGGGACAUCCCAUAGUGAUGUCAGCAAUCAUCAUGCCGUCUUGGCGCAAAUUAACAUUCAAGUGGAGAUUCUCGAAGCCCUCCUGGGCAUACCCACGGACUACUGGAUGCGUUUCGUCAUGUACGAUUCUGGGUCAACUGAUGAAACACCCAAGCAGACACCCUCAAAGUAUGCCGUAACCCCCAUCCGGAAGCCACGUGAGAAGAAAUACUACGAUACACCACCCUUCUACCCAAAGAAGAAGUGAAAAUGCGCACAAAAGAAACCUCCACAACAUUUUCUUCCUCAUUCUCCUUCUGUAUUUUGUCGCGAGUCUUACAAAAAUUUUCAUUUUUUUAACAAAUCAUCAUUUGCGGAGAAGAGAACAAGAAAAAGAAUAUCAUCCAACACACCUGACUCCACCCCCUUCAGGCAAAUUUGUACGCAUAAUCAAUGCUGGAAUCCACAUGAUUCUCUUCUGCGGGAUUUGUGGGGCAAACAGUUGGUCGGCACGUGGUGUCCAGGUGCGAAUCGAGAUGCCCAAGGAGACUGCUGAAGCUGUAGUCGUGCAUAUUCUCCUCCAGCCACUUGCUGUCGCUCCCCUCGCGCACAAUCCUCAUUGGGCUCAUGGGUGGAGUAGCCGAUGGGAUGAAACCUGCAAUUUUAAUUAACAUAAUUUGUGAAUUGUCAAAAUUUUAUCUUUUAUCCAUUCUUUUAUUCAACCACUAAUUUGUUUAAAAACAUCUUCGCGACAUUUUAAUUAUAUUUUAUUUUAUUUUAACCAUUUUAGAUACUCUCAUUUUAUAUAUUUUGUAUAAUGCUUUGUAACUUACUCGUUUUUCUUAUUAAUAAAUGAAUUAAUAAAGGAA
Molecule: messenger RNA, 2655 nt
Organism: Lutzomyia longipalpis
Lineage: Eukaryota; Metazoa; Arthropoda; Insecta; Diptera; Psychodidae
Gene: tum
Product: rac GTPase-activating protein 1
Exons: 3
Coding region: 189-2054 (621 amino acids)
Biological process (GO): signal transduction
Source: RefSeq, a predicted model, not a curated record